This is a messenger RNA of Teleopsis dalmanni, 1824 nucleotides long. RefSeq lists its product as uncharacterized. The record is from RefSeq and is a predicted model, not a curated record. NCBI's taxonomy places the organism in Eukaryota, Metazoa, Arthropoda, Insecta, Diptera, Diopsidae. Gene Ontology annotation, cellular component: membrane. The coding region runs from base 1 to 1824 and encodes 607 amino acids. Gene Ontology annotation, molecular function: glutamate-gated receptor activity. The transcript has 5 exons.
AUGUUUAUAGUAACAUUGCAAUUGAAAUCCAGUCAUGGCUUCUGUGUUGUGAUGUUGUUGUUGUUGCUUACAGUGCCAAGUGUUCGAAAUUUGUCAAUUAUGCAAAAUGUUAAUAGCACAACCGCCCACACCGCUGCAGCGAUACGCGAUAUUGUACUGGAGUAUUAUGUGCGACAUUCUCAGGACUUUAUGUUAACUGUGCACAUGAAGUCACGUCAUGCGCUGAACUUAGCCAGUGAUUUAUUAAGUCAAUUGUUGCCACAUUUGUCUGCGAUUAAAGUACAAAUUGAAACAAUCAAUACCACGAUAAGGAGUACCUAUAAUCGCAAACAUAAUUUAAUAUUAAUCGAUGACGUUGAAGCUUUAAGAGAACUAAACCCUGCUAAGUGGACAAAGGAUUAUGAUUUUGUGGAGUUGUAUUUACUGUAUAUAUUACAGAAUAAGAGCUUAACGGUGCGCAAUAACAAUCUGAUUGACGUCUUUAAUUACUUCUGGCACAAUUCCAUAACGCAUAACGUAUACAGUUGUAGGAGUGUUUCAGUAAAAAUUCUGAAUAAAUACAAUGGUACUUGGAUUAACGACUUACAUAAAGUUCAAAACAUAUUUCCUGCCAAACUAUUGAAUUUGAAUAAUUGCACGCUGAGAAUAGCUUUAUGGCACACCCCACCUUAUUUGAGUUACUUUCCUAACAAGACUGGUAUGGAGAGAAUUGAUCAUUUUGAAGGAGAACUGAUAAAAGUAAUAGCAAAAAAAUUGAACUUUUCAUUAGAAUUUGUUGUACCACCAAAUGAUGAACGACGCGGCUUAAUAUUUGACAAUGGCACUACUACAGGAGCUAUAAAAUUGUUAAAAACACAUGUAGCUGACAUCAGUCUUGGCUGCUUUCGUCUCACAUUGGAGCGUGCCAAAAUACUCACGCCUGCUCUGCCAUAUCAUCAGACAACUCAGGUGUACAGUAUACUGUUGUCUAAUAGAGCAUACACUUCACUCGAAAUUCUCAGUUUCCCUUUUGAUGAACUCACUUGGUCUUGUAUUUGCCUUAUUUUACUUGUAAUGUUUUUUACAACUACUUUCAUACAAUACUCCUUUCAUAAAUAUAAAUCUCGCAGAACUAUGUUGGGGAAUAUAAAAACCAAUUCAAAAUUUAUCGACAUAUUUGCUACGUCUAUGUUGGAGAAUAUAAAAACUAAUUCAAAAUUUAUCGACAUAUUUGCGGUAUUUAUCGGAAGCAGCAUAAAGAAAGCACCAAGAGCAAAUUUCGCACGAUGUCUAUUUUUUUUCUGGUGUAUUUAUGGCCUUACAUUGCGUACAGCAUACCAAAGUUUGCUCUAUAAAUUAUUGGAAACAGAUCUAUAUCGAAGCCCACCAAGAUGUAUAAUAGAUUUAUUAGCUGAUAAAUACAAAUUGGUAAUGUUAAAAACCACAUUUGACUCUGUUAAGAAAGAAACAUAUAUUGAGAAAGGAUUAAUCGAUGUUAUAAUCCAACACAGUACAGAUGAUCUGAACCCUUUUAACUACCUAGUAUUGGAACGUAAUAUACCCUUAGCUGCUGUCUCGCCGUUGGAUUUUCUUGCUCUCUACGAGUCAAUUCAUAGAAAACAUGAAACAUUUUACGUUCUACCAGAAAUAAUUUUUUCUCAGCAAAUAACUAUGUAUUUCAAGAAACACUCCUAUCUAACAGAUCGUUUUGAUAAAAUUUUACUACAAUUAAGAAGUCAGGGCCUUAUAAAUUACUGGGCUCAAAAAAGUUUUCUUCAAACUAUGUUCCGUAAACAUAAAAAUGCCAUAGUUAAGCCAAUUAAUUUAUCACAUGUAUCGGUAUAG